GAGCUGUACAUCUUUUAGGUACAGGUGAAUUUCCUUAAGUCCUAUUUUGAAUUGCUUAAUAUUUUCUUUGAGCAGAAGGACGGUUUUUCUGAUCUCUGCUUCUCAAAUAGAAAAACUAUUUGUAUAAUAAGAAGCAGAGGAGCCUUACAACUUUGUGGCAAUGGCAAAUAAUGUUAAAGGCUUGAUCAAAAGCCCAGUGAAUUCAAAAGGUUUGUUCCCUUGCAUUGAGCAGUCUUUGGCUGCUGUCUAAAACUGGUACUUUUGUCACUAUAGCAGUCAUCCAGGUCUGUCAAGCCAGCAAAAAGUUCUUUUAAGGCCAGCUGGUAAUUCAAACAAGUACAUAAAAGGGCUGUCAAAUGUGCAGUCUUGCAGAGUGCAUUCCUUGGAUUAACGCUAUCUUCAGUUGGUCCGUUUGGCAAGGGCUACAAAAAGGUUGGGUACUCUUUCAAGAGAGGGUUUUGACUUUACUUUCCUGCAUCAUAGGCACGUUUCAUUGCCAGAAGCAAACUAUUGAGCCUCAGUACUGGCAAUGUUGAAGGUCUGUGGUGUGAAAAGGUGGUAAUGGUUUUCAUUCCAGUUUGGCUUUUAAAGCCUGGGCAUCCAGCAGUGAAAGUGUGAAGCAUGGCUUCUGCCUGUUAGUUGUCCUGUAUGAUUGUACUGCAGUGAGAGCUAACUAGUGCUUGGGCAAGGUCAGUCUGGAUAGAGGGCUCCAGUCUGGAGCCAGGUACGGGUGGAUUGUCUCCGACUGAACAGAAGCACUUUGGAAACCACUGUUGUGUAGUCUCCUUUGUCUGAAGCCGUACCUGGGCUCCUGCCUUGGUAAGUUUUGUUACUUGAUCUACAAAUUUUGCUUUUUGUUUGCAGUAUAAGUUGCUUAUGGCCGUGUCCUUUCCAGUAGAAAUGACUUUGCUAUAGUAAUGUUUCACCACAAAUUCACGUGCCCUUUGUGGGAGAGUUUGGUGAAGAAUAGCUUACGUUGCACUCAUUCUUCUAUCCAGCUAACUGCUUCCCCUGGGAGAGAGCUGUUGUCAGCCGUGGGGCUGUUGGCGUAAUUGCAUUCUAUGUAUGCAUUAUGAAGAAUUUUGGUACCCUAAGCCAUUACUAUGUUAUGCUACUAGCACUUUUGACACCAGUUUUUAGCCUGUGCUCCUUUCAGCAGUGAUUAUCUGAUGCAUUAAGUGGCUGCUGCCUCUGCUGGAAGUUGUUCAUUUAUGUAACUCCAUUGGCAGAAUGGGAUCACAGUAUUAUUUUUUUCUCAUCUUUCAUUGUUAAGUAACUUUGUUUUGCUGUGUCUGCAUCAACAGACAAAUAUGGAAUGCCUCAGUUUCUUCCACUUCCUGUUACCAUACAGCACAGAACUGUGGGAGGCAGUGGGGUAUUAAGUGCUGCGAUCCGCUGUCCAGCUGAAGUCGAGUAACACUUGACUGUAACAUGGAUAUGGUAGGAGGACUUAGGUUAGUUGGGCAGUGACUGUGCUGGUUUGCCAACAGCUCUCAAGAAAAGCUGUCUGUAUCAGGCUGGGAAUAUGUCGGUGCAUAGCCUGUGAAGGUGCUGCUUUCUGUUGGCUUGUUGCUGAAUGGUCACCACCUCUUUUAAAAGCUCAUUUUCCCUGGAGAUGCUUCAAUAUUGUGGACGGUAAACCACACCUUUUUAAACCUAGGGUUAUAUUUCUUAAUUUGAAAGCCUUAUCAUGUGUUGAUUAAACACAGCCUGUAGAGUGAAAGCUGUUUAUGCAUUUAAAGUUUGCAGAGGAUGGUGGCAGUCAUUACUGUGCUUUAGGAAGCUGACUUCUGUUUUGACAUAACAUUUCUGGAAAAUGAAAGCUGAUGGGGAAGAUCUGAGUAAAGCAUCUGGACCAGAGUUAAUCUGCCAGGGCUGCUUCUGAGUAUUUGGCUAAGCAGCAGUGAUAUUCCAGUUAGAAAGGUCAGUGCUUAAAGAAGAAAGAGUGCUCAGUGAUACAUUUAAUGUACUGAAAACCAAGACUGAAAUGUUAUAAUUAAGAAAAUAAACUGUCCUGCUUACAACACAGAAGACUGAUUCUAUUGUAUCUCUUAGUCACUUUUUAAAAAUGUUCAUAGAUAAGGAAGGAAAAAAAAUCUGAGAAAGGUAACUCAAACACUGACAUCGAUAUUGUGAUACAUUUAAGGAGAAUUUCUAUUUUUUGGGUAAUUAUGAAGCUUAAAAGUUAAAUAUAAAUGGAGUCAUGGCCAGAAGUCAUUGCUUAGUGGAAGAAGACCUUCACUGACGGUCAGAAUCAGUGCUGAGAGACUGCAGCAGUUGAAGGGAGAUGGAGUGUCGGAUCUUUGCAGUCUGUUUCCGUUCUACAGGAGAUGUCUCCCACUGCUAAUGCUGUAGAAAUUGUUCCUAAGAGGUACACAAGUAUCAUUUAGACCGUGCUAUUUGAGGACAGCUACUAAAUGUAUCGUAAUAGGUUUUUGUGAGUUCAGCUAAUUUCACUGAUGAUAGCAGUUCUUCUUUGAGGGGAUGACUGUUCACUAAAUAGCUAAAGGUCUUCUGGGUCUUCAGGACUCUUCUGAAUGCCUGGGACAUCAUAGUAGCUGGAUAAAUGUUGCCCAGAGAUUCAAGUUGUAAGUUACAGUCCUGAACUCCUGUUCUCUUCUUGCCUUUGUCAAACUUAAACUCAUGGACAGAGAGUAUAACUUUCCCCUCUGUUUUCUCAUCAUACCUCAUAUGGUAGUUUUGAGAGUAAAUUAAUCAUUUUCAGGAGCUAAGCUGUCAGGUUGUAUAAACUGCUGAGCAUGAGAAAAUACUGAGGCACAGCGGUUUAGCCUCAGAAGGACACUUGUUUGCAGACUUUUGUUAUUUAUUAUUUUCACUUUAGUUUGUAGCAUUGCUAUGUGAUACAGUUUCAGCAACUCAUGAGCGUAUUUCUGUUGCAUACAAGAGGUCUUUCCUCUGAAGCAUUUCAGCUGAAGUGAAUGUGGUGCAAGCUUAAUGCUUUUUAUCACUUUCUGACUUUUCUUAGAAGAAUUGUAAUUUCAGUAAAUGUCAGAAAAUACAGGUUUAAGUGCUGAAAUUUUGUAUGUAUCCAUACUUGUAUGGAUAUAUUUUUUAACAAGUGGUACUGGGCUAUGUUAUGAUGAGGGAGAAAAUAAAGGCACCAAAGCAGUUUGCUUGAUAGUAAUGAAUAUGACUGGUUCUCCAAAUAUGCCACCGUCAUGACUAUGCCAACUAGAUGCACCUUUAAAGAAACAAGGGUUAAAUGUCUGAACUUCUAGCGGCAAGUUCAACCCUUGCGAGAAAUCUGGUUUUACUUGGUGAUCUCCUUGUAAUUUUAUUCAAAUGUUCUGAUGUUAACCUCAAAAAUAUUUUCCAAGAAUUCGGAGGAAGCGGAAAAAAAGUCAUUGCCUCCUUUUACUGAGCAUCCAUACCACAAAAGCAAAUAUAUCCCAGGAAGCAGAUACUCCACGCGGCACAAUAAGGCGGCAGCCACACAGGAAAGGCUGGGCUCUUGGCACAGCCCCUGAGGGGAAAUGCUUCCUUGAAAGGACCCAUUGUUGCUGGACUGGGGUCUUUGGGCUCCUAGCCCUCCUCUGGAGCUUGUGGUUCUCUUGGUGCUCAGAUAGGGCAUCACUGCCAUCUCUGUUAUCUAGCCAUAAUAGUCUUGGUUGUACAACCAAAUAGAAGGACUGACAAGUUCAUGCCUGUGGAAAGUGGAGUGUCCUUUUGGAAGCAGCUCCAGUGCCCAGCUACUGAAGGCUAACGCUGUGUGUAGUGGCACCAUGCCUUACCCAAAGUAUUUGAAAUGCUUUUAGCUUUCUUUUCCAAGAAUAAAUAAAACAUUUUUUGUACCUGUUGUCAAAAUCUCUGAAUUAUAAUCUUAACAUCUGAUGUACUCUUGCAAAACGGGAAAGAAACAGUAAGUGUCUAAAAUAAUUGUAUGCUGGAUUGCAUUCCUGAACUGUGGAACAGACCCUCUUUCCCAUAUGGCAGCCAGGUAAGGGAUCCUGAAAUUUAAAAAGGAAACAGGGAAAAAUUAUAUUUCUGUGUAUCUGUGAGUGGGAGCAGGCUCUGCAGGGUGCUGACUUUUGGUGCUUGCUUUAUCAGAUGAAAUUUUUCGUUAAUGGGAGUAGCUGCUGCUUGAAGUAAGUUAAGUGAGACUCCACAAAGGUGAAAUGAUGAAGUGCUUGACUUGCUGUCCUUUAUAUGACCGACUGAUUUCCUAAUCCCUUUUAUAACUUCUUCUCAACUUGUGCGUGUGCUACAGUGGUAGCAAGUUUUUACGUGAUCUGCCAAUUAGUAUCUGAAGGAUUUGAAGACCAGUUAGAAAGUAAGUUUUCAGUAUAGUAUUGGCUGCGACACUUUGUUAUUACGAUGUAUUAUUAUACUGAGUUUAUUGUUACUCGUAGAAUUAUCUUCCCUUAAUGCAGCAUGUAUUUUACUAUAAACAUUGCAAUUGCUAUUACAGCCUGCAGAAAGUAUACUUUACAAAGAAUACACUCUACAAAUGUAAAUACAGUUUUGGUUUGGUGAUUGUUGGAUACAAUGGUCUUCCUUAGGCCUAAACACAGAAACAAAAGCUUGUAUUAUAACAGAAAACCCAAGAUGGGAAGUGAUAAAAUAGGUAUUGAGUGGAGGGCUUUGUUAAAAUUUAGCUCGUGUACUUGUAAAAUUUCCAUGUAUUCAUGAACCUAUUAUGUCAUUCUUAUUGUUAGAGCUGGGUUAGUUGACUAAAGUGUUAAGCUUUGUUCGUGGUACAAAUUAUAGCCUUAACUCACUUCAAAAUAUAGCUGGAGGAUUUUUGGUAUUCCAUAGUUCUUUGAGCUAAUGUUUUACCCAACUGUUCAUUAUACGUGAUGUGGUUAAUUCCAUAUCUACAGGUGCAACCACAAGCUAUGAGAGAUCUGUAAGUGUCAGGAGCUUCCCUUCAUAUGAGGUGCAUUCCUCAGGUUGAAGGUGCCUUUCAAAAAAGCAUCUUUUGCUUCUAUAAUUUGGGUUCCAAAUUUACAAUAAAUGUUAAAUUUAUUUGUAAAACUUUUGGUAUUACUUUAAAUUAAGCCGUAAUAGUGUAUGUUGAAGGAUGUUGUGAGCUUUGUUUUUUAUGGUCAUAAAAAUGCAUUAUCCCCAGGAUUUGAGCAAGUUGUAUAACAGGUAUAAACUAUGUGAUCUGUUUCAGUUUUGAAAUGGUAUUGAGUGACAUGGCUUUAUGUUCCAGGGGCAGGCAAAGACAGGAUUUUGUGCGUGCUGUUGUUCUUGCCAGCUGGUGUGAGAAGCCUUUAGCCUUGUACUACUGCUCAGAUGUGGAUCCCUCUGGGAGCAGUGUGCGGUGUAAUCCUGUCUGCCAAAAAGCGUAGCACUGGUCAUAGAAACCGAGUGGAAGCUGUCACUGUUGGUAGGACAAUCAUGGUGCGCAUCAGAGGUGCAAGAAUGCCUACUGUGGGUACAUCUGUGGUCAGAAAUUCCUUAGAGUCUGACAAGCUGUAAAAAGGAGCUCUGGAAACUUUCCUUGGAGGAGAUGCCUUGAGUGUAGGAUGGAUGCGUCCUGGUGACAAACUGUUCAGAGGCAAGGAGGUAUCGUGUGGAUUUUAGCUGGGCAGUUUUAUAGCCUUUAGAAACAACUCUGAGCAUUUGUAAUUCCAGGUCUGUUUAAAAAAAAAAAAAUUGUCCUUCAUUAAUUUUAAGAGCUUGUAGGGUAAAAGCAGCCAAUGGAGUGCAUUAUUUCUGUAUACAUUAAAUUAGCACCUCUUACUUAAAGGAGAGGGAUUGGAGUGUAAGUAUGGGACUGUUCUCCAAGACACUGAUCUGAAGCUUUGGAUUUAGCUCUUGAAAGCCUGAGAUGUUCCCUUUAAGCUUUCUCUAUUCUAUUGUUUAAUGUACAGUACUCUACAUGUUGCAGUUCGAGAAGUGUGCUCCUAAAUCAUUUGACUUUGUUUCUUUUCUUACCCCUUAACCUGGUGUACUUGUCCAUUUAUUUAUUCAUACAGCACAUUUUGAAUGAACUCAGUGUUUCAGACUCAGCUUUUUGGAUAUUGUUUGAGGAACUCACUGGCAAUUGGCAUAGGCAGGAGCUGCAAGCUCCCACAGUAAUAGCUGAUAAGACUUUUCCUUCUAUUUUUGUGGACCCAUUUAUAAGUGUGCUUUUUUCUUCAGCACGACCUUUUAAAUUAUACCUAGAACUUCUUUCCUCUACUUCUAGCAAUUCUGACAUCAGGUUAAAUAUUACAAACACAUUGGAAACAACUUGCUGAAUGCAGCCUUGUGUGGGGAGUGCUGCCAAGUGGCGUGUAGACCUGGCAGUCUCUGCAGCAGGAUGGCAAAGGAGACCUUGGGAUGAGAACCAGCUUUUUUCUCCAGUGAAGAAAUAUUUCUGUGGACCGUUGGGAAAGUUCAUAAUCUUCCUGGAAUAAUUUCGAAGAAGCAGUUUAAUUGUUUUUACUGCUAGUAGCUGCAUAAGAGGUAUACAUAUGAGCAUACAGUAAGAUUCAAAUGUUGUAAUUGCUAACUUCAUUGGAAGGCUGAAAGAAUGCACUUCUCUUCUGGUUUGGAAAGCUUACUGCCAUUCUCUGCUGCUCAUGGUCAGCCACAGCCCGGGUUUUUUCAUCUUUCUGAAGAAGUUGGAUGUAUUUGGAAUUGAAUGUGUUCUCAGAGAAUUGCCUCUUCUGGCCUGUUGUUGCUAUUCUAGUUAGAGGAGCUCUUCAGUUUUGAAUUUCAUAGCUGCCAGUAUGGCAGAGAUGGAGCAUCAGCUGGUGUCUUGGGUAUGUAAGGCAGUCGCUACCACUCGUAGGUCCAUCAAAUGGGAUGCAGAAAGCCUUUGCCAUAAUGCACAAAGAGCUGUUUUGGUAACUGCAGUAAAUGUGUGCAGAUGGCAUGCUGCUGGAGCAACAAUAAUGCCUGGUAAUGAACACUACCUUUGUAAGGUCUGCCACCUUGGUAGGGCGAUUCCUUCUCUUGAUAAAGGAUUUGGAAGAAUGUCUGUAAAGUGCAGAAACUCUUAAUUUCUGAGCCCUUGGCUUCCUAUUUUCAGAACAAAACAGGGUUUUUCUGUGCUUUGACAGCUAGUCAGGGUACAGCUGAAUGUCUGCUCUGUAACAGGCACUGCCUACAGUUAAGGACUGUUCCAGAAACUUUUUAAAGUUAGAGAUCUGAAAGACCUGUAGUGACAUAAAGCUAUUUAGAAACUUACUUCACAGCUAUGGACUUGAAAAUGAUCUCUUAAUGGUUUAUUUGUUACUAAAGUUUUGGAAAGGAAUGUUUAAUCUUUCAGUGGCUUCUAACAAUGCCAUAGUGGAUCCUUUUGGCCCCAGGAAGACUCGAUGAGUUGCUUAUUAAGACACUUGGUUAAGUUUCACGUACAUGAUUCAUGUUUGAACUUUAUCAUUGUGUUUUUCUAGAUGGGUUGGUUGUUCAGGUGAUUUUUUUGGUCCUAACUCAUCCUGUAGAAAUGUGGGUGCCAGGCUUAUUUAGCGACAGGUUAUGCAGGCAGCUGAAGGGGAUAACGUGCACUCAUCUCUGCACGUGCAUUUCUUAAAUUUUUCGUGCGUGUGUCUGUAGCUUUUCCUGCCUGCUCUGCUAGAUGGCUGGGUUUGCCCUUUGGCAUCUUCCCAUGGCAGCUGCUUGAUUGUUUUACAGCACCAUUGCUGAUUUCUGCAGUGUUCAGGUGGUGACCAGGUUCCCUGCUUCAGCUUUCUAGAGCUUGAUUCCUAAAGCUCUUCUAGCUUGGUACGUGCAAUCACUUUGUUAUGCACUGUGAUAAACUGCAAAAUGUUUUAAGUGAGAAACGUGUGUAUAUUUUUAACUACAUUCUUUAUCACUGUUUUUCAGCUUAAAAUGAAUUUUGUUGUCUUUACUCGAGACAGCUGUAAAUACAAGGAAGUGUUUGGUCAGAAGCACAUAUGCUUUCAGCUAUGCAGAUAGUAUCAGGGCUCAUGCACAGACCUGAAACUGUCUGUAGGAUCCUUGUGAGGCAAUUGUGGUUUGAAUAGAAUGAGCUGUACCGUCAGGCUGAUGCCUGGAAGCACUGCCUCUUUGUGAGCCCAAUUACAGGAUUGCAAUUGUUCAUGCACAGCAGAGGGAAAAAAAAAAGCACAAUCCAAGCAGUGCCAAAUUUUCUUUGAUAUGUUAAUCUUUUGAUAACAGUUUGAAAAGCCCUUGGAGACUUUUUUUUAGAUUUUAGACAAAAUAGUUCAUUUGUCAGGACUUCCCUUCUAGAUAGGGUCGCAGUUAUUAAGAACAGCCUUGCAACUCAUGAUGGCAAAAGCAAGUGCGGGGGACAGCUGCUGGACUGCCUGCUGGUCUUCCAUAUCUCACGUUGAGAAGUUCCAUAUCAUGCUAAACAUGGAGAAGGAAGAAAAGAAAUUUGUCAAUAAGGCAGAGGAGGAGGAGAUGGAGAUCUAUGGUUAUGAAUUGUGUCGUUGGAAGCUGGUGCUAGUUACUGUAGGAGUGAUCUGUUCUGGUGGCUUCCUACUCCUCCUCCUCUACUGGAUGCCUCAGUGGCGUGUGAAAGCAACGUGCAAAAAGACUACGCUUAAAGACUGUGAAGUGGUUCUGCUGAGAACAACUGACGAAUUCAAGAUAUGGUUUUGUGCAAAGGUUCGCGUUAUGCCUUCUUUGGGAGCCAGUCCUUUACAGAAUCCUGACCCUAUUGGACACAAGGUUUCAAAUGGCCACACUGUUCAUUUCUGUGAAUCUGCUGCAGAAGAGAAUAAAAAUUAUUUGAAAAAAUAUUUGCCUAUUCGUUAUUUCACACAUCACAGCGUGAAAUAUUUCUGGAAUGAUUCAGCUCAAAGUUUUGAUGUUGUACGAGGAUUAGAUGACUCUACAUUCUGUUCUUCAAUUCAUAAUGAACACAGCAGAGGACUGACAAAGGAGAUGCAUGACUAUAGGAAAAUGUUCUUUGGAAUAAAUGAAAUUGCUGUGAAAGUGCCUUCCAUUUUUAAGCUUCUGAUUAAGGAGGUUCUCAAUCCUUUUUACAUUUUUCAGUUGUUCAGUGUAAUAUUGUGGAUCACUGAUGAAUAUCACUACUAUGCAUUAGCAAUUGUGAUCAUGUCUGUAAUAUCCAUUGUUAGCUCACUCUACACUGUUAGAAAGCAAUAUGUUAUGUUACAUGACAUGGUAGCAGCUCACAGCAUUGUAAGGGUUUCUGUCUGCAGAAGAAAUCAAGAAAUUGAAGAAAUCCUUUCUACCGAUCUUGUGCCUGGAGAUAUCAUGUUGAUUCCAUCUAAUGGGACGAUUAUGCCCUGUGAUGCAGUACUUCUCAGUGGUACUUGUAUCGUGAAUGAAAGCAUGUUAACAGGUGAAAGUGUUCCUGUCACGAAGAUUAAUCUACCAAAUCCUUCAGAGUUCCCAAAAGCAACGGGAGAUGAAAUAUACAACCCGGAAGCUCAUAAGCGACAUACUUUGUUUUGUGGAACCAAUGUGAUCCAAACCCGUUUUUAUACCGGAGAAUUAGUCAAAGCUCUGGUAGUGAGAACAGGCUUUAAUACUGCUAAAGGACAGCUUGUUCGUUCCAUACUGUAUCCAAAGCCAACUGAUUUUAAACUCUACAGAGAUGCCUACUGGUUUCUCCUGUCUCUGGUGGUGGUGGCAGGCAUUGGGUUUAUUUACACAAUUGUCAAUAGCAUCUUAAAUGAGGUCCCAGCUCAUACCAUCGUCAUUGAGUCUCUUGACAUUAUCACUAUCACGGUGCCUCCAGCACUCCCUGCUGCCAUGACUGCUGGCAUCGUUUAUGCUCAAAGGCGGCUGAAAAAAAUUGGCAUCUUCUGCAUCAGCCCUCAAAGGAUAAAUAUUUGUGGCCAGCUGAAUCUUGUGUGUUUUGAUAAGACUGGCACACUUACUGAGGAUGGCUUGGAUCUCUGGGGAAUUCGGCGGGUGGAAAAUGCUCGUUUCCUUUUGCCGGAAGAGAGGGUUUGCAGUGAGAGCUUGCUGAAGUCUGAGUUUAUUGCUUGCAUGGCAACUUGUCAUUCCCUUACUAAAAUUGAAGGGGUGCUUUCUGGGGAUCCGCUCGAUCUGAAGAUGUUUGAAGCAAUAGGUUGGAUUUUAGAAGAAGCAACAGAAGAGGAAACAGCACUUCAUAAUCGAAUCAUGCCAACGGUGGUGCGACCUUCAAAACAACUUUUUCCAGAAUCCAAGCAAGCAACUAACGAAGAAAUGGAAUUAUUUGAGCUUUCGACCAGUUAUGAAAUUGGGAUUGUGCGCCAGUUUCCAUUUUCUUCAGUUUUGCAACGCAUGUGCGUAAUAGCGAGAAUUCUUGGGGAGAAGAGAAUGGAUGCUUAUAUGAAAGGCGCCCCUGAAGUGAUUGCAAGCUUGUGCAAGCAGGAAACAGUUCCUGUUGACUUUGAGAGUGUCCUGGAAGAAUACACUAAGCAGGGCUUCCGAGUUAUUGCUCUUGCUCACAGAAAAUUGGAGUCUAAACUUACAUGGCACAAAGUUCAGACUAUUAAUAGAGAUGCUAUUGAAAGUAACAUGGAUUUUAUGGGGUUAAUUAUAAUGCAAAACAAGCUAAAGCAAGAAACCCCUGCUGUACUUGAAGAUUUGCAUAAAGCCAACAUUCGCACUGUCAUGGUUACAGGAGAUAACAUGUUAACUGCUAUCUCUGUGGCCAGAGAUUGUGGAAUGAUACUACCUCAGGAUAAGGUCAUUAUUGCUGAAGCACUACCUCCAAAGGAUGGGCAGGCUGCCAGAAUCAACUGGCAUUAUGCAGAUACCCUCGCAAGAUGCACUAGUUCAUCACCAGCCAUAAACUCAGAGGAUAUUCCAGUUAAAUUGGUCCAUGAAAGUCUUGAGGAUCUUCAGGUGACCAAAUACCAUUUUGCAAUGAAUGGAAAGUCAUUUGCGGUGAUUUUGGAACAUUUUCAGGACCUGGUACCCAAGCUUGUGUUACAUGGCACUGUGUUUGCUCGCAUGGCUCCUGAUCAGAAAACUCAGUUGGUGGAAGCUUUACAAAAUGUAGAUUACUAUGUGGGCAUGUGUGGAGAUGGUGCAAAUGACUGUGGUGCACUAAAGAGGGCACAUGGUGGUAUAUCUUUGUCUGAACUUGAGGCUUCUGUGGCAUCACCAUUCACUUCCAGGACACCCAGUAUUUCCUGUGUGCCAAAGCUGAUCAGGGAAGGCCGUGCUGCUUUAAUAACUUCCUUCUGUGUAUUCAAAUUCAUGGCAUUAUACAGCAUUAUCCAGUACAUCAGCGUUACUCUGCUAUAUUCUAUCCUGAGCAAUUUGGGAGACCACCAGUUUCUCUUCAUUGAUUUGGCAAUCAUUUUGGUGGUGGUAUUCACUAUGAGCCUGAACCCCGCUUGGAAGGAGCUAGUUGCGCGAAGGCCUCCAUCAGGUCUUAUCUCAGGUCCGCUUCUGUGCUCCGUUUUGUCUCAGAUCAUCAUCUGCCUUGUUUUCCAAACAUUUGGGUUUCUUUGGGUCAAGCAGCAACCCUGGUUUGAACGUUGGACUCCAGAAUCUGAUGCGUGUAAUAUAUGGGAUGCCACAAAUAUCAGCUCUGCACACAGUGGGAAUGAGACUCUUGAUGAUGAACAUAACAUUAAAAAUUAUGAAAACACAACUUUGUUUUUUAUAUCCAGCUUUCAGUACCUCAUAGUUGCAAUUGUCUUUUCAAAAGGAAAGCCCUUUAGACAACCAUGCUACAAAAAUUUUCUAUUUGUUACUUCUGUGGUAGUUCUUUAUGUCUUCUUAUUUUUCAUCAUGUUGCAUCCCUCUGAACUUAUUGACACGUCUUUUGAGCUCGUAUGUGUGCCAUAUGAGUGGCGCCUAAGAAUUCUCAUCAUUGUUAUUGUCAAUGCAAUUGUAUCUGUGCUGAUGGAGAAUGUCCUCCUUGAUAUGAUCCUUUGGAAGGUUGUGUUCAAUCGAGACAAACAAGGAGAAUAUCGCCUCACCAUACCCCAGCCGCCUCAGGAGACUGUGGAUCGUUGUGGAGUCUGUUUCCUUUCUUACCUGUUUGGUUAUAGAGAGAAGACACCAAAAGCCAAGUAUAUGCAUCUAGCUCAGGAACUGCUGGUUGAUCCAGAAUGGCCACCAAAACCCAGAACGACAACAGAAGCUAAAGUACCAUCCCAAGAAAAUGGCUCCUAUCAAAUCAUCACUUUAACAUAACAGUGGAUCUUAAUGGCAUGUGUCUUUAGUAGAGUUGAGAAGAAUGUAACUUUUAGGCUUUAUUUGAAAUUGCAGUAUCCUAAGCAUUAAGUUCUAGUGCCGAUUUUUCCAGCUGUUUCAUCUCUCUGAAUACAAAGUUCAGAGCCAGACAUCUUAUGGCUGUACAUUUUAAAAAUGUAGGCUACCUUAGGCAGAACAAAAAUGAUUGUUUCCUUCCACCUUCUUUCAAAUUUCAUUAUUCCUCAAUGAGAUGUAUUUGAAGAUUUAAACUGCAGGGCAGUUCAAGAGGUUCAUUUUAUUUGCCUGAAGUAUCUCAAUCAUUGUUCUGACUUCCUUACAGGGGACACGUGUUAAUUGUAAGGUCUAUAAUGUAAUGGUUUCAUGAUAGUACUAGGGGCAUGUAAUAACUUUGUCAUACCCUUAUUUGUUUUGUUUUCUAAUAUUCACUGCUGAAAAGCUUUGUGCCCCAAAGGGUACUAAAGUUUUGGUGCGCGUACCUCUAAGUUUGUCCCUGCUGGUAAGGAGUGUUUCCAGCUGUAAAUGUUUGGAUUUUAAGUUUAGUUCUUUAGUCUAACACAGCAGGAACUGGGGAUGCUACAGAAGCAAUAUGCUCUGUCCUCAAGAAGAACGCAUGUUGCUUUUGGGUGGGUUCAUAGCUGCUUUCCUUGCUAACCCUUGAGGACUUCAGUGGACUUCAGAGAAGGAGGCACUUGGCCAUACUGUCAAAGUUUUUGGAGAAUCUAACACUGCUGUCUCAUAUUUUAGUGUCUUUAGCUAUGCAUUUCUCCACAGACCUUGCUUUUUCCAGUAGGUGGGCUGGAUUAUCACUUUGUGGACCAUGUUUUAUUUGUAAAUCUUAAAGUAGUUUUCCUAUGUAUCUCGAAGUAGUAAGGCCAGAGCUGUUGCUGCAAGUGGGAUGGAGUGGGAAGGAGGAAUAUUUUCACAUGCCCAUGCUUGGAUUUGUGCAUGUUAAGAACAUAUGCAUUUCAAAGAUGCUGCUAGUGACUUAAAGUAACUUAAGCACUAUAUGUAGCUGUAUGAAACAAAAUUAAGAGAAAACAGACGAGCUAAAAUCUGUCUUGCUGCAGAACUAUGAAGCUUAUAAUGGAUAUCAUUAAAAAACAAAAAACAAAAAAACAACAAAAAAAAACUAAACCUUGUGUCACUAGUAAUGCUGCUUAAGCACUUGGUAUAGCGAUGCAUCGUUCUGCCAUUAGGUGGUGUCAAAACACAAGACCACUAGAAAAAUAGAUCUGCAAGAAUGUCGAAGUAGGCGUGUUUUUUUUUCUGUUGUUGUUUUUAAUAAUGGACAAAGUACUUAUCUCCAAACCAUCUUCAGCUUGCUGAACUUUCAGAAAAAUCUAUGGUGUCUUUGGGAAGAUGAUAAAAGUACUGACUUUGAUCAGUCUGUCCUGGCCAGAUGUAACUGACUGAUUCAUACUCCUUCCUGUGGGAAGGGAUCUCAGAUCCAGAGAAAUCAUAAUGCUUUAGAGAAGGAACUCGUGUCCUUUAGAGGACUUAUGUGAAGAAUGGGAGGAGGGCCCUGAAUAUCCCUGACUGGCUGGCAUAAGUUUGAAUUGUGUGUAUUCUGAUUUGAUUUUUAAAAAUUCUUGUGGAGAUGAUUUCAGAAUUAUUCUAAUAAAUGGAUUUUUUUUAUUCAGGUUGUGCCUGGUUUCCCCAUGCUGUGCUGUAGGGCAGUGUAGGCAGCAUCUCCCCACUGCUCACGUUACGGUUUCUGCAGCGUUGAAUAUACUGUGCCAAUGGGGAAUUUAAAGUGGUUCUAAAUGGUUUGGAAGACUUUUGCUGGAACUUGGGGGGUUUAAGUUAUUAGCACUUAGAGCUCAUAAAUAGUAUGGGUAUGUGCUAUCCUCCAGUCCAGCUGUCAACUCUUUUCCUGAUAUUUUUGUUUGGUUUUGGGGGUGGUAUAAGAAUAAGGGGGAAGUGGUUUUCUUAGCGUUCAUUCAACAGAGCGAUGUAAAAGUCUUAUUUUCCUGACUUCUCAGUGUCAUAAACAUCAGACAACAUUGGUAGCUUUGAGGGCCCUGAGAUCAUGGACGCGGAUAAACUCAUUAAUCAUGAACUUGAGUAGGUUGGCCAAUUUUUGUCAGCGCUGAUUUUAUGAAACCUUUGUAGCAUGGAGUAAUCGUUGAAGAAUAAUUCUAAGCUGCGUAAGUAAUAUUCAAAUUUAAAGAAAUCUGUUUUAGCUUACAGCUGUUGAGAAGCUCUGCAUCUUGGACCUGGGAGCCCUUAAACUCAUAAGCUUCUGUGCUCCAUUUCCUUGAUCAUUUUGGAUUGGUUUUUCCAUCAGAAGUGAAAGAAUAAGAAGUCUUUCCCUUUGAUAUGCUUUCGCUUAAUGCUUUCUCUGAUCUGCUGAUUUCUCUCAGUUUAUUUGGUUUAUGAAGCUAAUAUUUCAAUCAUUAUUCUAAUUUAUUGGAUGUACGUAGGGAGUGAGGAGGGAAUGACUUAUUCUUGUUUCCAGAGAACAUGCUAGGGAGCUCUUAAUAAUAAAACCAAAAUUGCCAUGCGUUCUCUAUUUAACUGAGUGGUUAAUGGGUCACCAACCUUGAACGUUUUGCAAAUGGAGGCUAGUUUCUUCAAGGUAUGCAUUCAGAAUCUGUAAAUGUUCUUGAGGUUGCAUGCUUGAGCUCUGACCUAUUUGCUUCUGCCAUCUAGUCAAGGAGAAAAAAUCAGCCUUUCCUAGAACUUCUCUUGUUGUAACGUCAGCCACAAAAUAAGCUUUUGCAUCCUCUACAAUUACUGGGAUCGAUGCCUUUCUGCCCAAGAGCUGAAUUUGGCCACCUAUAAUUUUUCUCAUUUUGAGCAGUUUAGUUUUUCUGGUUUUCAGAAACGCAAGCGACUGCUCUGAAGUGAAAUGAAGUAAAAGGAAAUAUCUCUUCUAGUGUUCAUCUUGGAAGUCUGAAUUUGGGCGCACAGACCAAUGUAGUGAGCUCCAGUAGAUAUUUAGUAGACAUUUUCUUCCUGCUGUAUAUUUGGGCCUUCUGUUGAGGAGUUUGAUUUAUUAUUAAAUUAUUUGUGUAUGCAGACUUUAAUCUGUACGUAUUUUACGUUGAUGUAUUAGGAUUUGUAAAUAAACUGAUUUUUAAAUAUUAUUUAUACACAUACUUAAAGGACUGGUUUACCCAGCCGAGCAAUUGCUAAGUAAUAAAUGUUACUUCUUAGUAAUAAAUCACCAGAUCAUUAAAUUGUAUAUCCCUCAGGGUUAUUUUUAAAGGUUUUUUUCCUUCCCUUUUUCACUUAAUUAGCAGUAACUGGUUUCACAUAAUAUAGAGCUAAAUCUACUGUAGAAAGAAAAUGCUGCGAACAAGGCUUGAGUAGAAGCAGCUCAGACACCCACAGAACUGGCUGUCCACAUUCAUUGUAACUUCAAAUUGGGAACUUUUACUGUUGCACUUUUAAGAAGUUGUUGAAUUUUUAAUUCUAUUUAUUUGUUUUCCUUUGUGAAGGUUGCGCUGAGCAGUCAUCCCAGAUUGGGUAAAAUACUCCUGUACUGCUUGUGUGUAUACAGUAUAAUCCUAAGCAGAUGUGGAGUCCUAUUUCUUUUUUUAUGCUGCAAAUGUUUACUGCUUACGUUGGUCAUCAUUGCAAGAGCUGAAGUCCUGUAGGAUUUCUCCCAUGAAAUUCUGAAUUGUAAACUUAGGUUUUUGUAUAUCUGAGGGAAAGCUGUGGGGUUUUGACAGUUUUUAAGUCUUGAAUAUGUUGAUUUUAUACAGUAAAGCUUCAGGUUUUUAGAUCUAUUUUCAACAAACUGCAUCUUCUUUGAUAAUUACGUGAGCCGGAAAUUACUCCGUUCAUCAUGAAUUCCUCAAUCCUAAUACAGAUCAAAAGAAUCAUCAUUACAGCACUCUCCAGAAGCUCAGCUUCCUUUUCAUUUUUAAAUCUGAAAUGAUUCUGCGUCUUUGUAUUUAAAAUACGUAUUGCUGCUCUAGAAUGGUACCCUGUCAAGAGGCAUACAUAAAUAACUGUAUAAUAUAAUUGUAAAUAGUCUUGUAAAUCAUUUUUGUGACUGAAACUCUUUGAAAAUAAAAUUAAAACAAACAGAUAUUUUAACUCUU
Molecule: messenger RNA, 16130 nt
Organism: Gallus gallus (chicken)
Lineage: Eukaryota; Metazoa; Chordata; Aves; Galliformes; Phasianidae
Gene: ATP13A3
Product: ATPase 13A3
Exons: 33
Coding region: 8206-12057 (1283 amino acids)
Biological process (GO): intracellular calcium ion homeostasis; polyamine transmembrane transport
Cellular component (GO): late endosome membrane
Molecular function (GO): polyamine transmembrane transporter activity; ATPase-coupled monoatomic cation transmembrane transporter activity; P-type ion transporter activity
Source: RefSeq, a predicted model, not a curated record